Manihot esculenta (cassava) is the source of this 3117-nucleotide messenger RNA. Its product is annotated as nuclear intron maturase 1, mitochondrial. Gene Ontology annotation, biological process: mRNA processing. The coding region runs from base 204 to 2258 and encodes 684 amino acids. NCBI's taxonomy places the organism in Eukaryota, Viridiplantae, Streptophyta, Magnoliopsida, Malpighiales, Euphorbiaceae. The transcript has a single exon. The record is from RefSeq and is a predicted model, not a curated record.
CAAGGCUUCGUUUAAAAUGAUACAUCAUACUGGCAAAUGAAGCUCGCCAGGCGCCAACGCAACGGCGCAUACAAUGUCCUCUAGAACAACUUGUGGUGACGCUGCCGCACUCUCUUCUGCUUCCGUCGCUUUCUCUACUCCCCGUCUCUCCUGCUGAGCCCAAAAACCAAUUUUCCUUUAGCUACACUGAAAAUCCAGAAAAUAUGUCAUUGAGAACAUUUAUCAAACACCUUCCUUCCUCCCUUUCCUUCUUCAACUCCCUCUCUUGCUUUCGCUCUUUCUCUUCCCUCGCCACUCAGCAAGAUCCAUACUCCCUACUAAAAGAAGACCCAAUUGAAAUAUGCACUUCUCUCUGGGUCAAAUCCUUCUCUUCACCUGUAGACGCCACUUUUCCCAACCUCACCGGCUUCCUCUCAAAACUCGAUCUCUGGGUCCUCGCUUACCAGCGUUCCUGCGCUCACGUGACGGGAACGUUCCCUCCCCGUAGUGCCCUCCACUCCCACACCCUUCAUUCUCUCCUUUCUCUCCAAAACGCUGUUGUUCAUAACCGCUUCAGAUGGAAUGAUAAGGCAAACCAAAUCAUUCGCAGCCCAAACGACAAGCCAUUAACAAAACUCCUCUCCAAAACGAAGCUCAAAGCAAUGCUGGAUUCGGACGAUCCUUGCUUUCAGGAUCGGGUGGUUCAGGAAGUGCUGCUGAUGAUCCUGGAGCCGUUCUUUGAAGCGCGGUUUUCGAGUAAGUCACACGCGUUUAGGCCUGGGAGGAAUGCACACACUGUAAUUAGGACUAUAAGGAGUAAUUUUGCAGGAUAUUUAUGGUUUCUGAGAGGUGAUAUAAGUGAGCUUUUUGUUGCUGCUGAUGCUAAUAUUGUCAUGGGAUGUGUUGAGAAGGUUGUUAAAGACAAGAAAGUGUUAAAUUUGAUAAAAACUGCACUUAAACCCGUAACUAGGAGUCAACAACCACCAAAGAGCGGUGAUACCAAUGAGUUGAGAAGGAAGAAAAAGAAGAAGGCUACAAAGAAGAAGAUUUUGAAUGAGAAUGAACCAAAACCUGACCCAUAUUGGUUGAGAACUUUCUUUGAUUUUGCUCCAGAGGAGGCAAUGAAGGUACCUAGUUAUGGUUAUUGUGGUAUUUUGAGUCCAUUGCUUGCUAAUGUUUGUCUCAAUGAAUUGGACCAAAUGAUGGAAGAGAAGAUAGUUAAGUUCUUUAGGCCAAAUAAGCUUGACUCAAUAUGGAAAGAUUCAAUUGAUGAUGGGUGUCAUAACCCUUCUUGGCCAGAGUUUGUUCCUUCUAGUGGGAAAGAGAAGACCCGGAGAAUGAAUUACAUUCGAUAUGGAGGUCAUUUUCUAAUUGGUAUUCGAGGUCCUAGAGAAGAUGCUGUGCAAACUCGAAAGGAGAUCAUUGAGUUUUGCGAAAGUAAGUUGGGGAUCAGGUUGGAUAAUUCUAAAAUUGAGAUUGAACACAUAACAAGGGGAAUUCAGUUUUUGGAUCAUAUAAUUUGCCGCAGGGUGAUACACCCCACACUUCAUUACACAGCAAGUGGAGGCAAAAUUGUAAGUCAAAAGUGUGCGGGGACUUUGCUUUCAGUUACUGCUAGCUUGCAACAGUGUAUACGUCAAUUUAGGCGCCUUGAGUUUGUUAAGGGCGAUAAGGAUCCAGAGCCAUUGCCUUGUACUCCUAUGCUUUAUUCGAGUCAAGCUCAUACUAAUGCUCAAAUGAACAAGUUUCUUGAGACCAUGGCUGAUUGGUAUAGAUAUGCUGAUAAUAGGAAGAAAGUUGUUGGAUUUUGUGCAUACGUGAUACGUAGCUCAUUGGCAAAGCUUUAUGCUGCCAGGUAUAGACUCAAAUCACGUGCUAAGGUAUACAAGAUUGCUUCACGUGAUCUCAGUCGACCACUGAGGGAGAGUAGUAACAAUUCUGCACCUGAAUAUUCUGAUCUUUUGAGGAUGGGACUUGUGGAUGCUAUUGAAGGAGUUCAGUUCUCCCAUAUGUCUUUGAUUCCAUCUUGUGAUUAUACACCAUUUCCAAGGAAUUGGAUCCCAGAUCAUGAAAGGGUCUUGCAUGAAUACAUUAGACUACAAGACCCAAAAUUCUUUUGUGAGUUACAUAGAUCAAUAAAACGUCAAGGUUUGAUUGUUCCUCAGGAUGAGAUAUCUGAGAUUUUCUGGGAUUGUAAGACUCUUGGAAUUCGAAGAUACCAAUCUAGAGGCAAAAAUGAACCAAAUACUGCUUCUGAAAAGGUGGAUUUGACUUCAUAAAUGCUGUUGUGUACUUAAUAAAUUAAAAGAAUUUACGGAUCAGUCCACAGACGGCUAACAUAAUUCUCGAGCAUUAUCCAUCUUCAUGAAACCACAAUGGAACCAGCAGAAAUUGCUUUGACAGUAGAUGGUUGGCGAUGUGCCUGGAUUAGCUUCAUUGGGUCCUCUUUUUUCUCCAGUGACUACUAUGGAGAAGACCAAAGCAGGAAAUAUGAGCACAGUGAGAAAUAAGAUCUUUAGAUGGGAGAAAGGCAAGACAAGGAAGGAUAAAAUUUGAGAUAAGAUUUACCAUCAGGAAUGACAUAAAUUGGUUCAGAAAUAGUAAGUUGUGGAAAUUGAUUUAAUCUGGCCUUGUAAGAAUGAGUGCAGGUCUCCUACCAGCAGUUCCAAUUUUUGAGCCAGUUCUCAGGAGCUGGGGAAGGCCAAGAGAGAAAAUAAAGAGCAACAUACUAGGGGCAUUAAAACGGGAAAUUGAAUAAAGCGGAGUGGCUAGUCAUUACAAGGUUGCAGUCCUUCAAAUAUAUAGCCAAGAUUUUGAUGAUCGAGUGAUCUUAGUAAUCGUGGAACCUGUCCCGCCAGAAUUAAGAGAUCUUUCCAUCAGAAGUUCCACAAUUUCACAUAAUCUAUCAUCCAUGGUGAGUCCAAUUUAUAAUGGAGCAUCUCAAGCAAGUUUUAGGUGGCUGCUAGUAAAUUGAUUAAGCUUUCAUUUUUCCAUAAGAUUCUCCAAAUUGAUUUUUAAUCGUAUAGGUUGUUCAACACUUAAACAUUAUUGACUAUAUCUUCUCAUUUAAUUAUCUAUGACUGUACAUUCUUAACAUAUUAAAGCUUGGUAAUGAAGUGACCUGACCUUAUGGAUGCA